Pseudo-nitzschia multistriata is the source of this 790-nucleotide messenger RNA. The record is from the annotation of a GenBank genome assembly. Lineage: Eukaryota; Bacillariophyta; Bacillariophyceae; Bacillariales; Bacillariaceae.
AAACUGCAACACUGCCUACAUCAUCUGGAGUGUCGGUCUUUCAUUACAAUUAUUUUAUGUCGUCUGCGAAAAGACAAUAUUGACGAUAUCGUGGGAAAUUCCUCAGAAAUAUUUGCAAGAGCUAGAACAAAUAAUCCUAACAAUGUCCUCAUCGUCUAGCUCCACGAGCGACGAUAAGUACUUCAUCCGAGUCUCGGAAGACCUUCCGACACUCGAUGAAUGCUCCCGGUUUGUUAACGACUCCUCGUGCGGUGCGAUUGCGACUUUCACAGGAACGACGAGGGAUAAUUUUCAGGACAAAAUGGUCACCCAGCUGAGCUACGAGGGGUAUGUUCCGAUGGCCAUAAAGGAGCUAAGGGGUGUGUGCGACGAUGCCUGCAAAAAGUUUGCGAGCAUUCACAAGAUUGCCGCCGUUCAUAUACUGGGCGAUUGUCCUGUUGGCAAAGCGAGCGUGAUUUUGGCAUGCUCGAGUCCCCAUCGACGAGAUGCUUUGCAUUGCAUCGAAUUUCUGAUCGACGAGCUCAAAGCAAGGGUUCCAAUAUGGAAAAGAGAAUGUUACGAAGGAGACGAAGGGUCGGUGUGGAAAGAAAACGUAGAAUGGAAAGAAGGGCGACGAGAGAGAGUCAUGGUUAAGGAGGAAGGAACAGAGAAAUGAAUUUCAUCUAAAUGUCUCCUUCCGUCUUCACCAUUAUCCGAUAUCAAACAUCGCCCAUUGUUCAAGAAACUUUUACCAUGAUGCUUUCUCAAUCAUAAUUUUUGAUUCAUGUAGAAAUAGAAUUUUUGAACUUGC